AUGCUUGGCGGCCCCCAACGCGCCUCCUCCCCCUCCACCCCCCGGAAAAAAGUCUCUCUAGCCCCCGGCCGCUCCCCCCUCGACUGGGCCCGCCUCCUCUUCAGCGGCCGGGACCUCCGCGGCGGGGUCAAGCAGCUUGCGCGGUUCACACCCUCUGAAGGGAAUGUGUAUAAUGUCACGCAUUAUAUCAAGUUUCAACCGGGAGGCGCUGGGCAGCUUUUGAGGGGCGCGGGGAAGGAUGCGACGGAGGUGUUUAUGAAGGUGCAUCCGUGGGUUAAUGUGGAUGGGCUGUUGGGGAAGUGUCAAGUGGGGUAUUUGGUUAAGGAGAGGGAGGGGGAGGUGCAGGAGGGGAAGGAGGGGAAGGAUUUGUUUGGGGUGUGAUUUGGAGGUUGAGCUUUCUGGACGAUGAGGAUUUGGCGUGGGACAAUUGAUGCAGGGAUCAGU
This is a messenger RNA of Fimicolochytrium jonesii, 444 nucleotides long. RefSeq lists its product as uncharacterized. The record is from RefSeq and is a predicted model, not a curated record. Lineage: Eukaryota; Fungi; Chytridiomycota; Chytridiomycetes; Spizellomycetales; Powellomycetaceae. The transcript has 2 exons. The coding region runs from base 1 to 381 and encodes 126 amino acids.